Cladophialophora carrionii CBS 160.54 is the source of this 1110-nucleotide messenger RNA. RefSeq lists its product as uncharacterized. Lineage: Eukaryota; Fungi; Ascomycota; Eurotiomycetes; Chaetothyriales; Herpotrichiellaceae. The coding region runs from base 1 to 1110 and encodes 369 amino acids. The record is from RefSeq and is a predicted model, not a curated record. The transcript is spliced from 2 exons.
AUGCCGUUGAUCGAAGAACUCCCCGUUACCGCGACAAUCCGCCCCUCGCAUGGGUGGACAUAUGUGCCGGAUACUGGCGCGCCAAUUCCCGCGGUGCAACUGAGCUCACGCAAACGUGGUCGCGAUGGAGCAACCAUUGCCAGAAGCGUGGCGCAGGCUUCAAAGCAAGAGAAAGCCACCCAACAGAGACUACAUGAUCUGAGCAAAGAAAACUACCGCGAAGCCCACAUUCCGAUUCCGAAGCGCGAUGGCACCAGGGGCAAGGAGAGGAAAAUGGAACCGAACGUGAAGAGGAUUCUCGCCUACCAGCGGAACUUUCAACACUACCUGGCGAAUGAGGAAGCGGGUGUCAAUGUCUAUGGAAGUGCUGGCAUCCUGCCUCCCUCAGCUACUCGUGUCAGCACCCAAGCUACGCAAAGUCCGCAGAGACCAACGGCAGAUUCGAGGAGGCGCAGUGCUGUCAAGAACGCUAUAUUAACACCAGCGUCGAAGGGAGGAGCCAGACGUACGAGCUCAUUGAGACAUUCCAAGACCGCACCCGUGAAGAGCGAGGAAGCAACCGACGCCAGCAAAGUUGAUGUCGAGAUGACAGAUGCUUCUUCCCACCACCAACACUCCCUGCCCUCUUCCCCCCCCACAUCUCAACAAUCACCCUCGUCUCGGCAAAAGCAACAGGCACAGCCUUCUUCGUCUUCUUCCGCACCUCAAAAUCCCACACCCGCAUACGAUCCUGCGCUAGACCGCGAUCCUCUCCUUCGCACAUUAGGCUUGCCCAAAAUGCCUUCCGAGCGGGUCAUGCAAGCUCUUCUUGCCGAGCCGCCGCUGAGUUAUACAGCAGCUCGUGCGAAGCCUCUCGAUGGUCCGCCCGAUCAGAACGGAACUGGAACCGCCUUUGCGAUGCGGACGGGUAACAGCACGCUCAUGGCGAAACCGGAGCGCAGGUUCUGCGCCUCAUGGCCCCGAAGUCCGAGCGACUCAUUGAAAUGGCUCUACGGUGCGCUACGACGGAGAAGUGCUAUGAAGGUGAGUCUUUUGGAACGAGCUUGUCUCACCAUUCGGCCGGCUGAGAGAUGGUCCUGGGUCGAAGGCGACGAUAGUAAGAGCAGAUGA